AACAAGCAUAUACGAGAGGUUAAAUAAAAUGGUGCCCAGCAGACUAACAGACAAUGGCAGUGACAGUAGCAGUGGCUUUGCGUUGAUGCUCUCCUCCUGCUGCAUGUGGCCUUUGAACCUAUUGUUGUGUCGCGGGUGACGUCAGCGCCGUGUGCGGGAGACGGAGCGGCGUGCGCCUGGCGAGACAAAGGCGGCGGAUCGACCGGGGUCAGGCAGCAGCGGAGAGCAGAGAAUCACUAUUUUUUUUAACUAAAAGGUAACUGCUAACCUUGGAUUUCGGCUACGGUCUCCUUGACGAAGCGGAGAAUGGAGACCUAGUGACACUCCCAGGAAUAUGCUUUGACUCUCCAGACUGAGAAAAAACAACAGUGCUCUCUUUUCGUUUAAAAACGUUUUUCUCCUACGCCCCCCAUUUAGCGUGCUACUUAGCUAACCCGCUAGCUUCUAGCCUUGCACAGCACAGGUCUUCUUCUCCUCCUUCUCCUCCUCCUGCCUGCUUCUUAUCUUUCCCCCAGAAAAACUGGGCGACAAGCGAAGAGAGGAUCUCGUCGACAAAGACAAAGAUAAAAAGAGGGUGAGCUCACUCCCAACAAACAGGCAUCCGUGAUCUGAUGUGAGAUCCACGGAGCGACUAUGCCUAGCCCUUUAUUCCACCCCGAAAUUAUGGACCACGACGUGGUGAUCAGCAGCCAGCACAGCGGGGUCGGUCUCCCCCGUGAGACAGACCAGGAGUCCCGGGAAGAGGACCACCAAGAGGCGCUUCGUUUCGCCCUGGACCAGCUGUCACUCAUGGCCCUUGAGAAGGUGGACUGCGGGGGCGGCAGUGGUAGCGGAGGCGGCGGGCUGGUCGACACGCUGGAUGGGACCCAGGGUCCUGGUUCUGAGAGCUGCAACGGUGUGGGCGGAGGGGGUUAUGUGGAUCUACAGAUGCUGGAACAUGCCAACGGCUCCCGGGACUCGCCGACUUCCUGCUCUCCAUCCCCGGAGUACUACGGCUCGGGCGGGUACCACAUGGCCGGCUCGCACGCCAUGCUCCAUGGGGAACAAAGCUCCGUCCUCUGUAGCAGGAAAAGAAGUGUCAACAUGACUGAAUGUGUGCCUGUCCCCAGCUCCGAACAUGUGGCUGAAAUAGUGGGAAGACAAGGCUGUAAGAUCAAGGCCUUGCGUGCCAAAACAAAUACCUACAUAAAGACUCCGGUCAGAGGCGAGGAGCCAGUGUUCAUCGUGACAGGACGCAGGGAGGAUGUAGAGAUGGCCAAACGUGAAAUUGUCUCUGCAGCUGAACAUUUCUCUAUGAUCCGAGCAUCCCGCUGCAAAGCUGGAGCGCCUGGAGGAGGAGGCUCUCUUCCUGGACCACCACACUUACCAGGACAGACCACCAUACAGGUGAGGGUGCCCUACAGAGUAGUCGGUUUAGUUGUUGGACCAAAGGGAGCAACUAUCAAGCGCAUCCAGCAGCAGACUCAUACCUACAUCGUGACGCCCAGUCGAGAGAAAGACCCGGUGUUCGAGGUGACUGGCAUGCCAGAGAACGUGGAUCGAGCGAGAGAGGAGAUCGAGACCCACAUCACCCUGCGAACUGGAACCUUUGUAGACCUGCAGGGAGACAACGACUUCCACUCCAACGGCACUGAUGUCAGUCUAGAAGGCCUGGGCUCCCUGAGCGGAGGGCUUGGGGCGUCUCUGUGGUCCAGGGCUACGGGCCACCACUCUGCACCCCCACCUCCACCGCCCUCCCCACCUCCUCCUAUUCCCAUGUCCAUGCACCACUCCUCCAACCGGAAGAUGUCUUCCUCAGUCGCCUAUCACACGCACAAUGGCGGUAUGAGCGCAGACAGCUUCAGCACCACCCGUAAGGCCAACGAGGGAGGCAGCCCCACUAGCCCUUUUAGCACAGGCUCCAGCAGUGCUGGAGGAGGAUUCACUUUUGGGGGUGACUCCACCCCAGGGCUACCCUCCUCAGAGGAACUGGGCUUUGAGUUCAGUGCUUCCAACAUCUGGGCACCUUUUGUCAAUGGUGGAACGGGCAAUAAAACAGCCGGCUCCUCCCAGCAGCAGUCACUACGUCGCAACAGCAGUGGCCUCAGCGGUGGCGCCAUCACUCCACGAUUGUCUCCCACUCUGCCUCAGGACACAGGCGUGGGGCCUCUGGAUCAUCCACUAGCCCGUCGUGCCCAGAGCGACCCCCUCAGCACUCUCUCCUGGCUACAGUCUGGCAGUGCAGGAGGUGGCUCUUUCUCCGGAGCGUCUAGCUCCAGCUCCGGCGGCUCGUCAACAGGUUACUCCUCUUGCUCGGCCUCCUCCCUGCCCGGCGGCUCACCCACUGACUCUGAGGGGGGCGGCAGCAGCGUGGGCCUCAGCUCUGGGAUGCUGAGCCGGCUGAAAGGCGGCUCUGGUCCUGGGGUCACGGGUCUGGUUGGCGUCAGCCCGGGGAUCAACAGGGACUGCUUUGUGUGUUUUGAGAGCGAGGUGACAGCAGCCCUGGUGCCUUGUGGUCACAACCUGUUCUGCAUGGAGUGCGCUGGGCAAAUCUGCCAGUCAGCGGAGCCAGAGUGUCCCGUCUGCCACACCCCCACCACACAGUGCAUCCGCAUCUUCUCCUAAUGCCCUGGCAGAGGGUUUGGAGCGCGAGGUGGAUGUGGUGGGUGGUAAGAAGACGACUUGAGUGGGGCACCAGCUGUGGUGGAGGCGAUGGAAGGAUUCACACUAAUAACCUUCACACACACAAUGGACCAUAAUAAAUGCAUUAAUAGAGAUGAUGAUACUAUAUGGAUGUUGAUUUAUUGCUGAUAAAACUGUCAAGGUUAAUAAUAACAAUAAUAAUAAUGACUUAUUUUCAGAGUGAAGUUAAUUGAAACUGAUCUGCAGACAGUUGGGGCUCAGACAGUCUCUCAGUUGUGAACUUAUGGAAGGAAACUAGUGUCUUAUCUCUCUUCAGGCCUUCAUUUUGACCCGGAGCGGCCUGCACUGCUGGCCGCCGGUCUUGUCUCAACAUUUCUUCAUUCUGGCUUCUUCAGAUCUCUGCCUGCUUUCUCUCUCACAGCCUUUCCUUUUGACACUUUUGUACUUAACAGAUAUUUUUUGAUGAACCUGUCAAUAAGGCCUGCACUUUUCUACUCCUUAUUUUAAUGUUCUUGACAGAACUGUUCAAACAAAUCCCUCGCUUUAUCCUCUACUCUCACUCAUGCUGUUGUGACACAAAGCGGCAGGGUGACUAUUUUUCUGUAAGCUUGGGAUUUUUUUCUAAAGGUCGGCAUGUAGUCAGGCACCUAGCGGAACAAUACACCCAAGGGACCUCUUAAUGAUGAAUUCCUGUCUCUCGUUGCCACACGAAAAUUUGCCAUCAGUAUGCCAAAUGAAUGCUAUUAAUAGACGUCUCUUGAUCAAACUCAAUAACAAGUUGGAUGAAUUUGGAUGAGCCUCUGCCACAUUUCAGAUGGGGCUGCUGCAGUGAUUCCCAUUAUUUAUCAUUUAAUAAGUGAGAAAUGCACCAUCAGUGAUCCUGUAGGAAUGUGUCUGUACGUUUGGGCUGCCUGACAAUCCCUUUACAUCUCUCUCUCUCUCUCUCGUGCGCAAGUAUGUUUGUGUGUGAAUAUUGCCCACUGACGCUGUUUGUUACAUUGGCGUCAUCAUGUGUCCUCGCCAUGAGAAGGUUUGUGUCCUGCUGCCCCUUAACUCUCAGUCUUAUAGGGAAGGCGAUGCUCCGAUCCAUCCACCCACACCAGGACAUUUCCCCCUCACGUCUUCUCGUCUGUUACACUUAGAUCGUCUCAUUUAGCGUUUUCUACUAGUUUUUUGACUGCUGACUGUCAAGUGUGUGGCUGACAGACAUAUUUUGAAACUCUAGGAAAAGAUAGGGCUUUUCUGACGUCACACGUGAAUGUUUUGUCCAAUAAGGUUAAAGGAGAGAUGGCUGCUCCUCCUACACGAAACAAUAACAAGGGGCUUGACUUUUGGCCCCUCUAAAAAGGUAAAAAAAAAAAAAAAGAAACAGCUCUUACUGUUUUUUUUUUCUGUUUUGGUCGUUUUGGUCUUCCACCCCACGUUCACAGCAAAGCUGUAUGGCACUCUCUCAGAUGACACACUGUCAUACCCAUGUACCGCUGUACUCCUGGCUCAGUGUAGUGCACUAUACGGUUAGUUGUUUGAGAUUUGUCCGAUGUUUCCUAGCAUUACUGGGUGACUCUCGAUGAGGCGGUUGCAGCCUGUUUUGUGUUAGUGUUUUUGAUUUUUUUUUUUUUUAAAUUCAAUGUGAGUUUGCAGUAACUGCCUCCUUUAGUGUUAAUACUCUACGUAUGAUUUGGGCGAUGUCUGCGCGAUGAUGCGUGGUUGCCGCUGUUGGCCCCUUUUUGAACAUACGCGGAAUCAGCUCAUAGAAUGAGACAAGCCAUGACAACAGAAUUAAAAUGACACAGCUAAUUCUCAAAGGGCUUCCUCUGACUGCACAGGCACACAAUCACAUUUUCAGGCUCACACAGUAGGUAGAGUCAACUUAUCCUUUAUGGCAGCUAGUAGCUAGGUCAUCCAGGGCUUCCAAGCACUCUUUUGUGUUCAAAUCCCAGCAGCUGCAGAAUGUUUUGCUUGUUUGUUUUUGUUUUUUUUUUAAGAAAAAUUCCUAUUGUUUUCUAAUCAUCCCUAUACAGUCAUCACGUGGAUCCUGUUCGUCAGAGUGCAGGGUGUUGCAGUCGUAGAUUGAACAGAUUUAAUAUUAAGGGAAAAAGGGUAACUUGAGUAAACGGGCAGUUGUUGCUGUGCUUUGGUGCUCCAGCCAGUCUAAUGUUAAACUUAUUUGCUGUCUGACUGUUUGUUGGCUACUUAGUUGAUGAGGACAGUUGCUGUUCUGGUUGAGCGCAGCAGUGCACUAAUUCAUGUGUCCACAGGGGCAGGAAAAACCUGCCCAGGAGCUGAACUGGUAGUCUUUGUGAAGACUGUCCCAUGGUGCUUUGGUGCAACUCCCUACUGAAACACGGUGAUGAACGAACCCAGUCGACAACAGGGAGGCCUUUUUUCAGCCCUCCGCUGUGCUGUAGACCUGACGGCUCUGUUCGCACGGUGGUCGAACCCGGCAGCCCAUCCACCCCACCGGGCCUCAGUGUCAAACAUUUCGUCUUGUACUCGUGCAACACUCAGAACAGACGCAGUCCGUCUGAGCGAACAGAUCAGCCGUCACUGUUGUGAGUCUGUUGAGGCCAGUCUUUCAAGCCCUUCAAAGUGUCCCAAGUGGACGUAAAGGAAUAAAAUGUGUUGAUUUGUCAGAGGGGUCUGAUGUAAAUCCCGGAUGUUGCACCGGGAUGUUUCUGGCCAAUGAGAAAAUGUUAGGGUUUAAUGUACAGUAGUUUAAUUGUUUAAAAAAAAAAGGUACAAAUUUUUUUUCAGAUUGACUGCUGAUUUUUUUUUCUUUUUUUCUCUUUAGUCAAACUUACCCCCUUCCCCCAUUUCCUUCCUAAAGGUUUGAAAACAGGGUUUCCUGAGGCAUGCUAGCCAGUGACCUCUGACCUUUUUUGUGAUUAGAGCGGGGGGAUGCAAAGAGAGCCACGCCAGUAAGGGGUGACAGACACCCCUUAAGCCUCAGCUCUCCUACUUUUGCUUUAAUUCUCUUUGUAUGCAGAACCAAAAUGUAAAACGUCAGCAAACUAGGUUUCAGGCCUGACUGCGUGUGUGUAUGUGUGUGUGCGUGUGUGUAUAUACCCUGAAUACAAUCAUUGGGAUCUCAUUUUCAAAAACGAAAUGACUUAAUUGAAGAUAAGUGUAGUUUCUAAAGAACAUGUAUCAUUAUUUGUAAGUUAACCAUCUGCAUGUCUUCAAGCCACCUGGCAUUAGCUAAUAAUUUUUAAGAUUUAAAAACAAAAAAAAACUUUUUACACAUUUUAUUUUUUACAAUUUAUUUGCUUACCUAAAUAUCCCAGACAAUAAUGUGACCCUUUUUAUUACUUCAAAUUUAUUUUUUAUUUUCCAUUUUUUUAUUUUCCUUAUUUCCUGUGUACUACAUAUAGGCAAUUUAUAACAAAAUGAGAAAAUUAUUGAAGAAAUUUUAAAAUUGAAAUAUAUUUUAUUUGAAAGUUUAUGGACCUUUUAACCGUGAGCCAGAAAAAUUGUAUAAUCAUAUAAUUUGAGCUGACUUGACGGUUAUGAGAAAUGUAUCAAGAGUUUUAUUUUUUAUGCUUCUUUAAUAAAGUCUUGUUUUUGGUUUCAUUUUUUUACUGUAAAAUAAGAA
Molecule: messenger RNA, 6214 nt
Organism: Scatophagus argus
Lineage: Eukaryota; Metazoa; Chordata; Actinopteri; Scatophagidae
Product: RNA-binding protein MEX3B-like
Exons: 4
Coding region: 634-2604 (656 amino acids)
Molecular function (GO): RNA binding
Source: RefSeq, a predicted model, not a curated record